Messenger RNA from Dryobates pubescens (Downy woodpecker), 790 nucleotides. RefSeq names its product unconventional SNARE in the ER 1 (gene USE1). The transcript has 8 exons. Gene Ontology annotation, molecular function: SNAP receptor activity. NCBI's taxonomy places the organism in Eukaryota, Metazoa, Chordata, Aves, Piciformes, Picidae. Gene Ontology annotation, cellular component: endoplasmic reticulum; SNARE complex. Bases 10 to 789 code for a protein of 259 amino acids. Gene Ontology annotation, biological process: retrograde vesicle-mediated transport, Golgi to endoplasmic reticulum. The record is from RefSeq and is a predicted model, not a curated record.
GCGGCGGCCAUGGCGGCGACGCGGCUGGAGCUGAACCUGAUGCGGCUGCUGAGCCGGUGCGAGGCGCUGGCGGCAGAGCGGCGAGACCCCGAGGAGUGGCGGCUGGAGAAGUAUGUGGCUGCUCUGGAAGACAUGCUCCGAGAGCUGAAGAAGCAGUCGAGCAAGCCAGCUCCAGAACUGAUGAACGAAUACUCUCGCAAAGUAGACUUCCUGAAGGGGCUUUUAGAAGCUGAAAAACUGUCUUCGUCAACCGAAAAGGCUCUGGCAAAUCAGUUCUUGGCCCCUGGCCGUACCCCCACAACAGCCAAAGAGAGGACCCCAGCAACUAAAAGGGUUCACCUGCAGACAAAGGCUCGAUGCACAGGCAAGAUGAGGAGCGAGCUGCUUGGCACAGACCCCUUGGCUGCCAAUGAUUUUGAGGAGUUCACCGUGAGGAAGCGGAAAGGCCUCGCAGCUGAUGAGAAGCAGUCAGCGGUGGAGCUGGAUGCUGUGUUGCAGCACCACCAGGACAUGCAGGAGAAGUUAGCUGAAGAAAUGCUAAGUCUUGCUCGCAGCCUCAAGAACAACACUCUGGCUGCACAGAAUGUGAUCAAGCAGGACAACCAGACGCUGUCGCAUUCCCUCCGGAUGGCAGACCAGAACUUUGAGAAGCUCAAGGAUGAGUCUGACCGCCUGGAGCAGCACGCCAAGAAGUCAGUCAACUGGCUGCUCUGGAUCAUGCUGAUUGUGGUUUGUUUCAUAUUCAUCAGCAUGAUUCUCUUCAUCAGGAUCUUCCCCAAACUGAAAUGAU